Messenger RNA from Letharia columbiana, 942 nucleotides. RefSeq lists its product as uncharacterized. The coding region runs from base 1 to 942 and encodes 313 amino acids. The transcript has a single exon. NCBI's taxonomy places the organism in Eukaryota, Fungi, Ascomycota, Lecanoromycetes, Lecanorales, Parmeliaceae. The record is from RefSeq and is a predicted model, not a curated record.
AUGGCAACCAUCGAUUCGCAGCGUGGCUCGAGUCUACGACCAGAAUCCUACAAGGUGAUCCAGGAAGAGAUGGAAGAGAAUGAAUUGUCGAACGAGGCUACAUACUUCCACUGUCUGGUGGAGCAAGUGAUUAAGACCGGGCGAUCCGUCGACAGCGGCAGAAAAACCGCCAACGGCACCACUCACUGGAAUUGGAAACGCUUCAAAGAAGAUGGCAUGAGCGAGCCACAGAAAGACCAGAAAAUGGCCAGGGGCUUCCUCCCAGGCCAGCUCACCGACACCGCCAAUGUCGACAUCGGCCUCACAGACCCCAAACCUGACUGGGUGUUCGGCAUAACUAUGACCACCAAGUUUGCAGCGGGUCAGGCGCCUUCGCCAGAAGUGCGCGAUCUGCUCGAGUUGGGCUUCGGCCUCUGGCACGCUUUCUUCGUUAUCGAAGGCAAAGGUAACCAACAACCCAUUACCGUCGCCCGCAACCAAGCCCUACGCGACGGCUCGGCGCUCGUGAACGGACGCCGAGCGUUCAACAAGCUCGCGCACGAUACAGGCGUUCAAGACCCUCUAGGUCCGGAUUACGACUCCUUCUGUUUCUCGUGCACAUGGGACAUCAACAUCGCCGAGCUCUGGGUCCAUUGGUACGAGCUGGAAAACACGGCCUCACCGGGCGUCUUCCACAUGCAUCUCCUGGGCCGAUAUGUCAUGAUUGGUCGCAUGACCGAGGUAGCCAAGUUCCGUCAUGAUGUACAUAAUAUUCUAGACUGGGGUAUCCUUACGAAUGCGGCGAAGCGCGUAGAGACUAUGGCGAAAAUCAAGGCGAAGGAGACUGCACAGGUUUCUAUCCUUAAUGGCCGGGCUUCACCGCAGAAGCGGCAGGAGAGUCCCAGGAAAGGGCGAGUUCCGCCGACGAAGCGGGAGAGUAGUCCGAGGAAGAGAGUGGAAUAG